AGCAUUCUCAGCUGGCAGAGGCAAACUGUGUGAGAACACUGAGGCUAGAGCGCGCACACACAGAUUUCCUCAUAUGACAUAACUUAUCUUUCCAUAACAUUGCUGCUGAGUUAGUGAAGUUUAAGAAGACUUAUUAAGGGGGUUCUUGUAUUUUAGACUACAGCUAAAGAUUGUGAGCCUUUUUAAAAACAAAAACAAAAAAAAAUCACCUGGAAUAUCUCUUGGAUUGGAUUACCUGAGGUGUCAUCCUUAACAACAAGGCUGUGUGGAGCUGACAACAGUAUGGCUGUGAUCCUGUGGGCAAUGGGUCUCUCUCUGCUUGCUCAGUGCUGUCUGUGCAGUGUUGAACAGGUCGGCUGUUUAAAAUGGAGACAAGAUGGGAACAAUGUCUGCUGUGACGCCUGUCAUCCUGGAAACCGCCUGGUCAGAGAGUGUGGCCCAAGUCCAAAAGAUCUCUGUAAGCCUUGUGAGCCCAAAAGAUUUACAACUAAUCCCAAAGACUACAGGUGCAAACAGUGUACACAGUGUGUAGGUGCUUUAGUUCUAGUGAAAGAAUGCACAUCCACUACUGACACACAGUGUGGUUGCAAAGAAGGACUCAUGUGUGGUGAUGCCGUUUGUUCAUUCUGUAUCAAGAGGUGCGACAAAGGUCAGGAGCCUACAGAGAACCGUUCUUGCAAGUCAUGUCCAGAGGGAACCUUCAACAACCAAAUUCACCAAAAGUGUAAACCCUGGAGCAAGUGUCCAGGUGUCAUUGAAUCCCGGGGAGAUGCUUUUAAUGACGUCAAGUGUGCUAAUGUUUCUGUUGAACCAGUGAUCAAGCCAGCUAAACCUGAUGACCAGGAACAGACGUGGCCGCUGGUCGUAUCUGUGGCCACCAGUGUUUUUCUGAUAGCCUUCACCAUCGUCACCAUCGUCGUGGUGACUGUGAAAAUCCACCAGAAAAGACAGAAGACUAAAAAGCUGAACAGAAAAACACCGAUCGUCAAAACACCGAUCGUCAAAACACCGAUCAUCAGGACCCCUACAGAUGACCCCGCAACAUUAAUAGCAAUUGAGUGUAGUUUCCACGAGGCCCAGCAAGAGCAGGGCAGCAGCUCAGAGUCACUUGACUCCAAAGAAUCCACAGAUCAGCUCAUUGGAUCAAUGGAAAGGGGAACUGGAACACUGCCACGCUGAAAAACCUGUUGAGGUUUUAAGUCUAUAAAAGGGAAAAACUAUCCUAAAUAAGAUGGGGUCAUUCUUUGUGAUGCUGAGUCACAAGUUUCAGGGAUGUCUUUGUGCCAAUUUGCUUGGAUCUAAAUGAAAGAAAAAAAGUAGUAUAAUGAUCCAGCUGUCUUUUAGUCACCCUCUUUUCUUUCAAAAAGCAACUUUGCUCUACAGUUACACCAGGAUAUUCUCGUGAAUAUACAGUAAAUAGACAAAUGGGAAGGAGGGGAAAUUUGAAGGGAAAAAACAGUGGACAGCCUAUUCAUUAUGUAAAUUCUAACAGACAGAGCGAGGCUGUGUGUUUUCCCUUUUCACUUACAGUAGUAAUACAUUAGCCCUAAUACAAAUAUGGAGUAAUAAUUCAGUAAUAAUAAAACAGAAACCUUACAUUUAAAUUGUAGCUUUCGGAAAUCAUUCGAAAUAAGCAUGUUUGUUUUACUUCUGACUUUUUAACUACUUCCAAACUACUUUGAAGUCACUGGAUUGUGUAAAUGACUACUGUAGUUCAUGAAUGAGUAGGAUUGAGUUUCACUUACAUGACGUCUCUUUUAAUAUUUGCAUGUCGGAGCGGUAAAGCUGCAGAGCGUUUGCUGUGUGAAUGUACAGUGCAGGAGGGUGGUUGGCUGUGUCUGACUACAGGUUUACACUCACAGUAAUGCUGAGCCCACGUAUGCCUCCCAGAAUAGAUGUAGAUUGUAUUACUCAGGUUGCAAUGCUCGAGACCUAGUUACCGACUGUUUACUGCUGAAUUUGUAAAUGUAUAACGGAUGUUGAAGAAGCCAGGCAAGAACAAUGCUAUCUUGAUCAUGAUUUUAUGUGGUAAUUUAUAAGGAAAUGGUUAAUGUGUUACUUUUGUGUGCGUUUUUAUUAUUUAUAUUUGUCUAUUCCUGUAGACUAUAUUGUGUGAUAGAUUGUGAAAGAGACAGGGCACACAAGACUGUACUGUAAAGCUACUUUAUCAGGCUGAAGACAGCAUGAUAUAUAGCCUCUUCCCCUACAUGACAAGGAAUUAUAUGUACUUUCCAACUAUUGCUUAAUUGAUGUGAAAAAGUCCAGUGAGGGGAGUUUCCCUUUUUGUCAAUAGGGUAUCCUACAACACAUUAAAUUGAAGUACCAGGAAGUCUACAGUCUGCAUACCACCUACUAUACAAUGGCCCACUUUUAAGAAGGUUAAAGUUGGUUUUGUUUAUUAGCACUCCUACAGCAAGCUGACACAUGCCCAGUGAGCAACACGAUAAGAAUCCCGAAUGGAAACAAUACCAGCUGUGAUUUGUCAUGUGUUGCACAUAGAUUGUUGAAAUUAGUCGUGAGAAUUCCUCUGGACAAAUAUGAUACAUACAAGACAUCAACACGAGGCUCAAGCUUGGUGUGGAAACUCCCCAGUCACCCUUAUUCUACUUUUUGCUUAUCUUCUAGCACAGCAGAGUGGGCAGCAAUAUCAGACCAAGUGGAACUUCUUUUUUAAAAACAUGUCUUUUUCUAAACUGUAGCAGGCGAAUAUGCAAUGGAACAUUUGAGAAAUGUGCUUGUGUAGGCUUUAGGUGAUAAUGUUAGCCCACACCUAUAGUAAUGUAUCACUAUGUAUGAGUCAGAACUCGAAUGAAGUCUGUUGAAAGACCACAAAGUUCACAGGUGGGGCCUGUGCAGACGGUUUACCAAAAUAGCGAUAGAGUGACAGUGUAGCACUUUCCUUCACAUAUCAACUGUUAGCAGGUUAAUGUUAUGCACUUUUGGUUGUUUGUUACGUGAAUAUGUCUACCAGACUUUUAUAUCUAUUUUCUUUACACUGUACCUCUAACUUUGUAAACAGCCAAUAAAGAAUGUGUUUUUUUU
Messenger RNA from Larimichthys crocea (large yellow croaker), 3042 nucleotides. RefSeq names its product tumor necrosis factor receptor superfamily, member 9a (gene tnfrsf9a). Gene Ontology annotation, biological process: regulation of cell population proliferation. Gene Ontology annotation, molecular function: signaling receptor activity; protein binding. Bases 283 to 1179 code for a protein of 298 amino acids. The record is from RefSeq and is a predicted model, not a curated record. The transcript is spliced from 7 exons. NCBI's taxonomy places the organism in Eukaryota, Metazoa, Chordata, Actinopteri, Sciaenidae.